UUAGAUUGCUCUUUGAAUUGCUGUUAGGGCUUUGGGUUGAUCAGCUCAAUUUCUUGGCCUUAUGCUUAUGCACCCCAAAAGAAAAAAAAAAACCCAAGAAAAUGAAAUGGAAGGAGUCAUUUGGAUUUAGGCCGAAACAAAUGAAAAAGGAUCCAAGAUCCAACCCCAUCCAUUUGAUGACCAAGAGCUCAGUAGAAUCACUUGUAUACAUCACAGCCCAAAAAACUAUUUUUGCAUCGCUUCAGUUGAUCACUUGAUUGUAGUUGUUUACUUGUUGCCUCUCUCUUAUUGACCAAGUAAAUAAAUAAACCAGGAAACAGAAGAAAAAAAAGGGGAGAGAGGGGGAGGGAAAGAAAUGGAAGAAGAGGGAGUAGGGUUAGCAUUAGCAAGGGCUACCGAGCUUAGAUUGAAAAUCAGCAACAACAUCCAAAAUGCCACCGCCGGCAAGCCUGUUUUUCCAGACAAACUAAGCCCACAAAAAGAAGAAGAGGAACAAACUGAUAAAAAGGGUAGCUUUAAUGGAGACAAAAUCCCUAAUUCUCUUCAAAGUCUCAGUGAAGCCGUUGAAGAAGAAGAAGAAGAAGAUGAUCAUGAUCAUGAUGGAGAAACUGAGAGGUUAUUGAAUAUUCGAGAUGCCUUUGAAUCCCUUGAAUCCCAGCUCGUUGCUUUACAGGAUCUGCGACAUCAGCAACAGUAUGAAAAGGAAGUUGCCCUUGGUGAGGUUGAUUAUAGCCGGAGAAUGCUCUUGGAGAAGCUCAAAGAAUAUAAAGGGAAAGACUUGGAAGUGAUUCUCGAGGCUUCUGCUUUUGUUAGUAAAACAGUGGAGAACAACAAUGAUCUCCUCCUUCCCCCAUAUCCUAGUUGUCCCCCACAAUCUUUGCUUUUGGAUAGUGGCUAUUUGUCACACUUACAGUUGACACACAAGUCUUUGCCAAAUGGGGUUACCAAUGGUGACCCAACAAAUGAAGCAAAGAAGAACCUGAACGAACAUGAGGAGAAUAAAAGGCUAGAGGAAUCCCAAAACUCAACAAAAGGAUUGGGCUACUUCAUAAGUUCUGCAGUCAAGACUGUGCUUCCCCUUGUGGGUGUAAUAUACAUAUUAAGCUUGUCUAAUCUUGUGCCAAACCUUGGGAAAAGUACCUCUCUCAAGAUUUUGCGCAUGCCUCAGCAACGUGCAACUGAAGAAAAGAAUUCGACUGUUCCAUGUCCACCUGGGAAAGUCCUGGUGAUGGAGGGUGUAGAAGCUCGAUGCUUGGUGAAAGAGAGGAUUGAAGUACCAUUUGAGUCGAUUGUUGCCAAGCCAGAUGUAAAUUAUGGGUGCGGUUAAUUUGAUAUUGCUCCCCAAUGUGUGUAUAACUCUACUUUUAUUGCUAUGUAGGUGUAAUAAAGUUCUAUUUUCGGCAGCUUUUGAUUUUUGUGAUUUUUAAUAGUUCUAAAAUGAGGUUGAUUUAUACUUUGUUGAAAUAGGAUAACAGUGGGAUGUAAAAAUGAGAGAAAUCUUCAAUUUCAAAAUUACAAAGUGUUUGAGAAAUGUCAAGGCUGCUGAUGUCUUAUGGUGACGAGCAAAAAUGGGCUCCCCAAUCCUCAAGAGUUAAACUUAUCUCCAAAGCAUUUAGUAUAUAAACAUUGUGCAAGAGUGACAUCAGCAUAAUACAACUCCUAAAAUUCAAUAUUCGUGCUAAUAAAAUCCCAGAAUUGAAGAGCAAUGACUACCUAUGAAGGUAACUUUUCACUGAAGAGCAAGAAGCUUUGGUGGUCAAGUCAUGG
Molecule: messenger RNA, 1767 nt
Organism: Durio zibethinus
Lineage: Eukaryota; Viridiplantae; Streptophyta; Magnoliopsida; Malvales; Malvaceae
Product: plastid division protein PDV2-like
Biological process (GO): chloroplast fission
Source: RefSeq, a predicted model, not a curated record